This is a messenger RNA of Triticum dicoccoides, 575 nucleotides long. RefSeq lists its product as uncharacterized. The record is from RefSeq and is a predicted model, not a curated record. Lineage: Eukaryota; Viridiplantae; Streptophyta; Magnoliopsida; Poales; Poaceae. The transcript is spliced from 3 exons. Bases 54 to 425 code for a protein of 123 amino acids.
CACCUUGUGCAAACACCAUCGGGUUAGUUAGCUCUCGACCUUAGCCACGUACGAUGGAGACAAGAAAGGGCUGGAAUUACGACGAGGAAUAUCUGAACCCACAGAAGGGGUUGGUAGAUCGGGGUUGGGCAAUGUUGAGAGGCUGGGGAAAGACCGUGGCUAAACUUCCUGACAAUCGGUGCCAACGCCAUCCAACGUGGAAUGAGGCCACCACUCGGGGCAUCAAUCCGUCCUCUGCGACGACGAAUCCAACAGCAAGUGUUAUCUAUCCGCCGGAACAAUACAACACCGGCAGCUACUGCAGACACUGCCCGCACUGCCAGCAGGAGCAAGCAACAACAACUCGUCAACAGCAGCAGCGGACACCAGCAAGUGACGCUGGUUUCGUGGAUCGGGUUGUCAAUUUGGUGCACCGACGAUCAUAAGCAACGAGACAAUAAAGGCGAAGAUGGCACGGAGAGGCCGGAUAAAAUUGGGUUAAGUUAUAUCUCCACGGCCGUGUGGGCCAGAUAUUUCCCAGUUUGUCUUGGUAGUGUGUGUGUGGAGUGCGUCUAGUCCAUGGGCUAUGAAAAAGA